AUGUUUUCUGCAACCUUCGACCACAAUGUGACUGAGCAAAAGAAGGAGAAAGAUUCGCCCGAAAAGAAAAACAGCGCAAUGUCCAUGGAGCGACAGAAUGAAAAGGGCGAAGUGCAAAUUGUGUGUCCGUCCGUGUCAGACCUCUGCAGAGAGACACCCACCGAUGUACUUUGUCCAGUAACUGGUUGUGGUAAAAUAGUUAAAAAACCAGCAGCAUUAAGAAUGCAUCUGAUCAAGACUCACCAAGUUUACAAAAAUGCAGAUGAAAAGACUUUGUUCACAGCUUCUAAAGAUCAGAAGAAAAAUAUAACAAAACAUUAUUACUGUCCAAUUGAUGGUUGUUCUAGAUGCAUCGCAACUAAACGACCAUUCAUGAGGUUAAAUCAGGUAAAAUUGCACUAUAUAAAGAUGCAUGGUGUGAAGAAGCUGGAAUGUAAGAGGUGCAAGAAAAAGUUUGGCACUAAAUCAGACUUGAAUCGACACGAAAGGAACUGUGGUCAGAUUUUCAAGUGUACAUGUGGAUGCCCCUACACUACCAGAGAAGCUUUACAAGUCCAUGCAAAGCGACAAGGUCAUUUACUCCCUGCUGAGUUUAUUAGAGUUACUGCUAUGGUAACCCCUGCUAGACAACCUCCUACUACAAGUGCAAGGAAAUCGACAUCACCUAACAAACCUGCAAACAAGAAACAAGCACAUGAUGAAAAAAGUCAAGUCAAUCGUAAGUGCAACAAGCCAAUACAGAUACUUCCCAAACAAACUGUGCAAUUAGUCCCUCUAGUGAUCAUGCCCAUCCCAGUGUCAGCAUUACCAUUACAGACUGUACCAGCUGUAACCUUACCACAAGAAGAUAUUACUACAGCUAAUCCAGCUUCUGAUAAUUACAGCGCUAAAGUCAAAGCUAGUAAGAAAGAUCCACCACGAAAUAAUAUCAAAAAUACAGCUUCUGUGAAAAGAGUUGCAACAAUACAGUCAGGUGUAAAAAAGAAAAAGAAGGCGAUUGUGAAGGAGAAUUUCCAGAAUAGUGCAAUGAAUACUGAUGUGUUAGAUGAUGUACAUCAUAUUGAGACUCAAACACCGGGUGAUUUUAUCAUCAAGCAAGCUAUGAUGUCAGUGGAUACAGAUACACAAACAAAUCAGUCUCUUGCUUUGAGUGUUGAUGCUUAUACAUGUACUGGUAUGGUUGCCAGUAACAACGAUGUGAUGUGUAUGGAGACUCAAACAGGUCUGACAGCAAUACCCAUGGGUAGUGAAUUGAAUACUAAUGCAGUUAUUAGCACAGUACAGACAUUGGAUUUGGAACUACCACCAACUAUGAAUAGUGAAACGCAAACGCUUCAUAUGGUUGAUCAGCAAGGUGCAACAGAUUUCGACAUAUCAUCAUUCUUCCAGAAUCACAAUCACAAUAGUAGCCUGGAGCCGGAUGUGAUGGCAAGUGUAGCAAGUACACUAACCCAGACUGAUGCACUGAUGGAAAAUAAUUUUGGUGAACUGUCCAAUAGUCAAACGCAGUCUUUGAAAUUGCUUCAUGAUUUGAUGAGGGAUUGUGAGAAUACUGCAACACAGACGCAGAGUAGUUUUCAGAUAGAAAGCAGCGCAACACAAACCCAGGAAAGCUACCUCAAUGAAGUAUUGACAAAUGAUGUACAGAACUGUGAUGUACAAACACUGACUGAUGAACAGAUUUGUCAAUUUGCAAAUACAAAUAGCAUACAGACAGAAACAGUCGAGUUUGACAUUGAAAAGUUGAUAUCUGAUGGAGAUCAGUCUGUUGGUGUGGACUUCUCAUCAGAAGUUGAGGACGUUGAAUUCCUCAACUCGUACGCACAGACAAACAUGCCAUUUACAAAUGGGGCUGACUGCUUUACGCAGACGGGAAGUGACCUUUUUGAAUUCGUAAAUAUGCAAACACAGACAGGGACUACUGUAGAUGUAGACAGUAACACAAUAACACAGACAGACCCCAACAUAAUACUGGAUGACUUGAUUCUACCAGAUGACAGUAUGGAUAGACAAGUACAAGUCAACUUUAAUGCGCUUACUCAAUCCACCGAUAUUGAAACACAAACAAGCAUCGUCAAUCACCUAACAGAUGCAGUUGAAUUGAGUGACAUGCAAACACAGACGUUUCAAUGUAACCAUAAUGACUUCCCACUUAUGCCUAUCCAGUCAAGUAAUAUGGAAACACAAACACUAUUUACAGAUUUAGGAAUAUCCACUGAUGUACAGAACAGUUUGACCGAUUCACACACCCAGACUCAUUUCCGUGAUGUCAGAACCGUUUGACCGAUUGACAAACCCACUCUCACUUUCAUGACGUGUAUUUCAUUUUAUCGUUUGUUAUGACGUGGCUACAUCAUGCUUGUUUCACUCUCAUAAGUUCUUGAUAGAAUAGA
Saccoglossus kowalevskii is the source of this 2393-nucleotide messenger RNA. RefSeq lists its product as uncharacterized. The record is from RefSeq and is a predicted model, not a curated record. Gene Ontology annotation, molecular function: transcription cis-regulatory region binding; DNA-binding transcription factor activity, RNA polymerase II-specific. Gene Ontology annotation, biological process: positive regulation of transcription by RNA polymerase II. NCBI's taxonomy places the organism in Eukaryota, Metazoa, Hemichordata, Enteropneusta, Harrimaniidae. Gene Ontology annotation, cellular component: nucleus.